AUGGGUCUUGCAGGCAAGCGUUGGGUAUGAGUGUGAAGACUCCCAGGUGUAGCAAGGAGGUCAGUAAGAGAUGGUUGCAGGAGGUCUUGAAGGAGCACCUUGCUGAGAGUCAUCCUGCUGGUCAACACGACGUUACUACCUUCACUAUCACCCCUGGUGCUGGUCCAGGUGAUUCCUUCCAAUCUGAGUUGGUGCUGCUUGACGUCUGGGUGAAGGUGAAGAAAGAUGGUUCACCUGCAUUGCAAGGUGCUUCACCUGUGUUACAAGAUGGUUCACUAGCCCCACCAGGCAGUUCACUUGUGUUACAAGAUGGUUCACUAGCCCCACCAGGCAGUUCACCUGUGUUACAAGAUGGUUCACUAGCCCCACCAGGCAGUUCACCUGUGUUACAAGAUGGUUCACUAGCCCCACCAGGCAGUUCACCUGUGUUACAAGAUGGUUCACCUGCCUCACCGGAAAGUACCGUCGUCCUCCACUUGGUGGCAAAGUUCUACAGUUUUGAUAUAAUGUCUCGCGAGAUAAACAAGAGGAUGAGUACUGGCCAGAAGGAACACUUGAUAUAUACAAAGAUAAUUAAAGAGCUCAACGAGUUUCAAGCAGACAGAGCCCGUGACGAGCCUAAAAUAUCCAUCCCACAUUUGAUCUAUGGACGAUGUACUGGUAAUGAAAAUGUUUUACUAAUGGAAAACCUUAAAAUCCACGGAUACAACACUUUUGACAAGCGUAAAGGGCUGGAUUUUGAGCAUCUUAAGGCCUGUAUAGAACAAAUAGCCAGAAUUCACGCCCUUUCGCAUGUGUUCUAUAGGGAUAAAAAUUUCCGUAAUAAAUACCAUUGCUUUCAGUCAACUUCGGAGCACCUCAUGUAUAUUAAACCUAUAGUAGCUGCUAUGCUAGACUCCAUCAUUGCAUUUCUUAGGACUCAGAACGACAAGAAGGAUGUCACACGAAAACUGGAAGCAUGUAAACAAAGUAUAUUAGAUAAAUAUUCAGCAAUACUGCUGGACAGAGAAAGUAUCACGUGUUUAAAUCAUGGAGAUUAUUGGAUUAAUAAUAUUAUGUACAGAUAUAAGAACCCAGUGGCACAGGGAAGUCAUGAAGACUCGCAGGCAAGUCAAGAGGACUCGCAAACACUUGCGAGCCAUGAAGACUCCUGGGCAACUCACAGGGACUCGCAGGAAGGCCACAGCCAGAGGGUCUUCCAUGCACAUGAAAGCCAUCAAGAAAUCGAAGCAUUAAAGAUCAUUGACUGGGGUAACAGUAGCUGGGGCAAGCCGAUGUUUGAUCUACAGUAUAUCCUCUACACGUCCACUACUCGCACCAUCAGGAACGCUCAUCUAGAUCACCUGCUGCACCUCUACCAUUCUACCUUUACUAAGCUUGUUGCAAAGCUGGGCUCAUCUGCUGCCAGCUGGAGCUAUGAGCAAUUUAAACUAGAAUGGGAGAGGACUUGCACUGUAGGGUUCCUCUUUGGCUGUAUUAUGACUUUAGGAACACUUAGCACCAGUAAUCCUGUCAACAAAGCAUCACAGCCUUCAUUCCUAGACAAGCCUAUUCUCUUACCGGUCAAAGUAAUUGUUGAUGGCAUAAAGCUAGGAAUGGCGAGGUUAUUACUUCCUUUACUUGAAAAGCCAAUUGGAGAGUUCCUCAUUAAAAACACGUUUCACCACACGUUUAAGCCCAUACAUGAAGAGCUGUGUUCUGGACAGAAUGAAAUUAUGAAUACAAGACUAAUGGACCUUAUUUGCGAGGCAGAUGAGAAAGGGAUUUUCUCCACAGAAUCAAUCAUACCCGAGUAAAAUAACGACGGGUGUGCUCGCUGAAAUAGACCCCCAUAAUCAACCCGCAUUCACAUCAGUGAUUGUUACUUCACGUUCCUCAAUACUACCAUUAAAACUGCAGGUGGUUCUCGACUAACUAGACAAGUGUUUCCUGGUCAGAUGAUGACCUGCCAUUUGAGCUUUUGGUCAUUUAACCGAGGCCUUCCUCUGGCUUAUCGGUCCACCCCCUUUAAAAAAUGUGGUAACACUUAUAACCACUUAGUUUUACUUACCAUGGGGUUACAUUAUGAAGAACCCGUCGUAAGUUAAAAAUUUAGUAAGUCGAAUACAAAUUUAAUAUAAAAGAAUAAUUCUUAGUAUUAACAUAUCUGUGUGAUACAUGGUUUAAAACACCGACAAGUUGAAGAUUGUCGGUUUUUUAAACCAUUCAUCACAACUGUCAGACACAGCAG
Messenger RNA from Cherax quadricarinatus, 2230 nucleotides. RefSeq lists its product as uncharacterized. NCBI's taxonomy places the organism in Eukaryota, Metazoa, Arthropoda, Malacostraca, Decapoda, Parastacidae. The record is from RefSeq and is a predicted model, not a curated record.